AAUUUUAAGUUUGGGUGCCUUUUCAGGUGUUCAGAUGGGACAGUGACGGGAUAAAAUUGGAAAUUAAAAAAUUGUGUAAUUACUGCUUACGAUGGGUUCUUCCUCCAGCACUCCAAGAACCAUCACGGUAGACAACGAUUCAUCGGUUGGUGUAAUCGACAUCUCGGAUGAUGUGGUAAAACGCCUUAAAACGGGAAUGCCUCCGAAGGAAGGUACUCGGCAGCAAUCACAAAGUGAUCCCCAAUUUGUAGAUGGCAACGUUCCAAGCUCCUAUCCAAACCCUUUGCCACAUCCUUCAGCCGGCUAUGGCGAACCUUCACUGACAUCCCUACAGAUACGCCGGGAGAAGGAACAAGAAUUGAGGGCAAACGAUAUUUACUGGGCGAAACGACUACAAAAUCUCGAGGCCAAUCUACAAAAAACUAACCAAAUAUUAGAAAAAGAGUAUAAUGAUGCGAUAAUAGACGUGAAAAAACGUUUCGAAAGUACUGCGGUUAGUCACCAAUUGCCACCGUGCCAGGACCAUAAGGCUAAAGUUAUUGAGUGCUACCAAAAAAAUCCGUAUGAGACCCUGAACUGUUCGGCAAGCGUAAAAGCUUUUACCGAUUGUGUAAACCUUAAUCGUAUCCAGCUUUUGCAUGAGAAGGCGUCCGAUUUAAACAAAACGGAUAAAUAAUGGAAAGGUUUCAAAACAGGAAUAAAAGAAUGCUAGGACGGUAA
This is a messenger RNA of Topomyia yanbarensis, 720 nucleotides long. It is a transcript of the gene Chchd3, whose product is annotated as MICOS complex subunit MIC19. Gene Ontology annotation, biological process: inner mitochondrial membrane organization. Lineage: Eukaryota; Metazoa; Arthropoda; Insecta; Diptera; Culicidae. The transcript is spliced from 3 exons. Gene Ontology annotation, cellular component: MICOS complex. The record is from RefSeq and is a predicted model, not a curated record. The coding region runs from base 92 to 676 and encodes 194 amino acids.